Molecule: messenger RNA, 1476 nt
Organism: Cadophora gregata
Lineage: Eukaryota; Fungi; Ascomycota; Leotiomycetes; Helotiales; Ploettnerulaceae
Exons: 4
Coding region: 1-1476 (491 amino acids)
Biological process (GO): glycerophospholipid biosynthetic process
Cellular component (GO): mitochondrion
Source: RefSeq, a predicted model, not a curated record
AUGGCGCCGUCAGCUACUCCCGCACUUUUGAGUCCGCCCAAAAGCAGGCCAGGACUUCGACGACUUUCCUCUAUGACAGUCACCGAACGAGAGAUCAAAGAGGGUAGCGGACCUGUUGUCGUCGUACCCGAUAGGAUGAUGAAGCAAAGAUCCAUGUCUCACAGCGGCGGCUUUGCUGCGUCAUUAGAGACGGCUCGAAAUGAGCUUUCUACCAUAAACUUGGAGGAGGAGGCCUUAGCUUCUCCGACCUCUAGCACACCAGACACACCAGGCUCACCUGUAACUCCAGCAGACAUUCCUACGGCCGACUCGUUUGCGUUCGCAUUCGACAUCGACGGUGUAUUGAUUCGAGGUGGUCGCCCAAUUCCGGAAGCCAUUGAAGCUAUGAAGAUGCUAAAUGGCGAGAAUGAUUAUGGUAUCAAGGUGCCGUACAUCUUUCUGACAAAUGGUGGCGGAAAGACUGAAGCAGAACGCUGCAUCGAUCUGUCGCGACAACUCGACAUCGAAGUUUCUCCUGCUCAAUUCAUUUGUGGACAUACUCCUAUGAGAGAGAUGGUCGCCAAGUACAAUACUGUUCUUGUAAUCGGUGGAGAGGGAGAGAAGUGUCGACAAGUCGCUGAGGGCUACGGUUUCCGUGAUGUCGUCACUCCCGGGGACAUUAUCAGAGACAACGCAGCCACCACGCCAUUUCGCAAAUUGACUCCUGAAGAGCACAAAAACUCCAGACCACGAAACCACGGUGAGACGAAAAUAGAAGCCAUCUUUGUUUUUGCCGACAGCCGAGAAUGGGCAGGCGAUAUUCAGAUCAUGCUCGAUCUUGCCAUGUCCAAAGGUGGAUACAUUGGCACUCUCUCGGAAACGUUUGACGAAGGACCGCCAAUCUACUUCUCCCACAACGAUAUUGUUUGGUCCGCGGCUCACGACAAUGUUCGCCUUGGCAUGGGUGCCCUCCGAAAGAUGGUCGAAAUGCUAUUCAAGGACCUGACGAAGGGCAAAGAGCUUGAGACCAUUGCCUUUGGAAAGCCACAGAUUGGCACAUUUGAGUUUGCCACCCGCUUGUUGCAGCAAUGGCGAAAGGAUGAGCACCGUAUCAACAGACCACCCGAGACAGUCUACUUUGUCGGCGACACUCCUGAGAGCGAUAUCCGAGGAACAAACAUGUUUAAUAAAAAUGCCAAGAAUGACUGGUAUUCCAUCCUUGUCAAGACUGGCGUCUAUCAAGAUGGCACCGAGCCCGCCUAUAAGCCAAGGGCAACUGUUGAGAACGUCUUGGAUGCUGUCAAGCAUGGAAUUGAGCGUGAAAUGGCCAAGAAAGGAAAGCCCCUGGGGGGUACACUACCCUUGAGCCCCAUGGCCUUCAAGAAUUUGUCGCUUAAUGGCGAGAAAUUUGGCAACAAGACACCAAUCAUGGAGGUUACUGAGCCAAAUACACCAAAAACACACACACCAGAGGCAGUUACCCCGGCUGCAACAUGA